This is a messenger RNA of Salvia splendens (bonfire salvia), 2333 nucleotides long. Its product is annotated as ankyrin repeat and zinc finger domain-containing protein 1. The transcript has 7 exons. Lineage: Eukaryota; Viridiplantae; Streptophyta; Magnoliopsida; Lamiales; Lamiaceae. The coding region runs from base 64 to 2151 and encodes 695 amino acids. Gene Ontology annotation, biological process: ERAD pathway. The record is from RefSeq and is a predicted model, not a curated record.
AAGAUAUAACAAGCGUUGAACGGAAUUUCUGAGCGUCUCAAAGAGGGAAGUUAUUUAAUAGCCAUGGCUAGCGACGCCGCCGCCGUUGAUAAGGCGGCGAAACCACUUCCGCGGAAGCACAACAAGCCGGACCAGACGAGGCGACACCGUUCGAUAUUUGAAGCCCCGCCGAACUUCUUCGAUUCCUGCCGCCUCUUCAACUCCACCUCCUCGGAUUUUGAAACUUCGCCCGACGAUGGCGUUGAAGAAUCGAAAUCGGAAAAAGAAGCUUCCGAAAACACCAAUCAUGACGGAAAUGUUAAUAGCAGUGGUAAAAUUAUGCAGAGAUGGUCUUGCAAUACGUGUAAGGGGGAGUUUGAGUCUCUCCAAGACCAGCGCUACCACUUCAAAUCCGACCUGCACCGUUUCAAUAUAAAGCUAAGCAUUGCUGGAAAGAGCAUCCUUAACGAGGAAGAUUUUGAUGAAGCAAGUGCAAAUUCAUUGUCUAAAGACUACGACGUGUCAAGUAUUUCUGGAUCAGAUGACGAGGACGAGAGAGAGACUAGUCUUCUUGGUGACAGGAAACGUGAAUUCGGUGGACUAUCAAAACGUAAAAUAUGUAUAAAACUAAAAGAUGGGGAGAUAGUUUCAGUCUUGAAAUGCUUAUUUCUUGAUGACUCUGAUAGUAUUUCAUAUGACACUGAUAAGCCCCAUUUCAUGGAUGGGGCUGGAGUUGUAUAUUUGACCCCAAGAGAAGUGAUUGAAAAGCUGAGAUACAUAGUUCAUGAACCUAGAGAUAACUCCAGAUUGAGGAUUGUCUUACUUGCAAGGGGUGGGCAUUUUGCUGGGUGUGUAUUUGAUGGGAAUUCACUUGUGGCUCAUAAGACAUUUCACAGAUAUGUUGUGAGGGCCAAGGCUGGUAAAAAACAAUCAUUAAAAGACGCAGGUGGACAAGCUAUUCAUUCUGCUGGGGCUUCACUUCGUCGCUAUAAUGAGCUUGGUCUCAAAAAGGAUAUCCAAGAACUACUUACUUUAUGGAAGCCUCAUUUUGCCAUGGCCUCCUGCAUCUUUAUUUAUGCUCCUUCUAAUAACCGUCAACUACUUUUUGAUGGAGAAAAACCUUAUUUCAUCUGUCAAGAACGUGCAAUAAGAAAUAUUCCGUUGACAGUUAGGAGGCCAACCUUGAAGGAAGCUAGGCGAAUAUACAGCUUGCUUGUACAAGUUUCCUCCGAGAUCGUUGAGGAAACAACCCCUGAUACAAAAGAGGAAUCAUUAUCUAGUGUAAAGAGUGGAAACCACAGCUAUACUGAAUCCAGUGGAUUGAAGUCCAAAGAAGAUUCAGAUGGUACAAAAGUUGCUGAAGCCAGUUCCUUAGUAUCUCAAAUGGAUGGUUUGUCUGUUUCGUAUGAAUCCAAAGAUGUGCUAAAUGCUGUUGGCAUAUCAACACUUUUGCAUGAAGCAGCAAAGUCUGGAAACGUUCAAAAAGUUCUGGAAUUCCUAGAGCAGGGUUUAGAUCCUUGCAUUAAAGAUGAGAGGAGCCAAACACCAUAUAUGCUUGCCACUGACAAGGAGGUUAGAAAUACGUUCAGACGCUUCAUGGCAUCAAACAUGGAAAAAUGGGACUGGCAUGCUGCAAAAGUACCCAGUCCUUUGACAAAAGAGAUGGAGGAAUCUCAAGCAGCUAAGCAGGCAGAAAAAGAUGCCAAGAGGAAAGCCAAAGCGAAAGAGUUAAAGAAAGUUAAGAAAGCGAAAGAAAAGAAGGCCCAGGUUUGUCUCCUUUUUGUUUUGCUUGCCCACGCUGAAGCUACUGAAUCCAGUAAUAACUCGUCUAAGCCCGGUAAUCCAGGAAGUUCUUUAUUAACUACUAAAGGCCAGUCUCACUCUACCGGUUCAGCAGCAUCAAAAGAGGAGGUGCUUAAAAGAAAUCAAGAUGCGGAGAGGGAAAAGAGAGCUGCAGCCGCAGAGAGGCGAAUCGCAGCAUUAAAAGCUCAAGAAUCUGCACCAGUUGCUGCUCCAAGUAAUCUGCAGUCAAAUAAUUCAAGUGGAAGUGAUGUCUUAUGCUCGUGCUGUUUUGUGUCGUUGGCUGGUAUAGUACCCUUUCAUCGAUACCAUUACAAAUACUGCAGCACUUCAUGCAUGCAUGUGCACAGAGAGAUCCUUGAAGAUGGAUGAACAGUUUCGGAUCAUUGGCCUUCUCUUUUCCAAUUUUUUUUCCAGAAAUAUUAAUGGAUAUAUACAUUUUUGGGUUUGAGAUAGUCUUAGAUUUUUGGUCGCUGCAGUUUUUGUUUUCCUCUUCUACUCUUGACAUUCUAUUUUAAUAAUGUUAAUGAAAAAUAAAUCUCUAUUGGCUGGUA